AUGGCGCAAGAAUUCGGCACCGAAACCCAGCCCCAGUCUGCAAAGCGGAUGUAUAACGCUCGUGCCGCAAACUACGAGGACUCGUGGCACCCAGACUACUCCCAGCGCUUUAUGGCCCUCGUUCCGUUAAGCCCAGGCAACCGAGUCCUUGACCUCUGCUGCGGCACGGGCCUAGAGGCUUUCAUAGCCGCGGAGACAGUAGGCGAACAGGGCGAGAUCGUCGGGGUGGACGUCUCGAGCGGGAUGCUGGAGCAGCUGCGCGAGAGACAAAAGCGGGAGCUGGGGCUGGGACAGCGGAUCAGGACCUUCCACCACGACGUGACGGACCUGGGCGGGGUGCCCGAGAUCGAGAGGGGCAGCUUCGACGCCAUCCUGUGCUCGUGCGCGUUCGUCCUGUUCGAGGACCCGGCGGCCGUCGUGGCGCACUGGAAGGAGUACCUGAGGCCGGGCGGCCUGGUGGGCAUCGACGUUACGCACGAGUGGAACCUGCGCCCGGCGAUGGUCCUGGAGAAGGUCGCGAGGAGGAUGGGCGUGAAGUUCCCGUCUAACCGCUUGUGGAUACAGUCGAUCGAGUCCUUCAGGGAGAUCCUGGAGGGGCAGGGGCUUGUUGUUGAGAAGGCCGUUCCGCUGGAGAGGGUCUCUGGAAAAGGGUCAGUGUUCUAUGGGGUCGACGAGGCGGAUAGCCAGUACGAGUAUAUUGUGAACGGCAGCCUGACGCAGCAUGCCGUCUCGGAGUCCUUCAAGGUCCAGGCGAAACCGCUGUUCAGGGAGGAGUGGGAAAGGAUUGCGGUGGAUGGGAAGGUUGGGAGCGUAGACAUGAGCUACGUGUACGUUGCACGGAAGCCAUGA
Molecule: messenger RNA, 849 nt
Organism: Diaporthe citri
Lineage: Eukaryota; Fungi; Ascomycota; Sordariomycetes; Diaporthales; Diaporthaceae
Exons: 1
Coding region: 1-849 (282 amino acids)
Source: RefSeq, a predicted model, not a curated record